Triticum urartu is the source of this 1491-nucleotide messenger RNA. RefSeq names its product putative staphylococcal-like nuclease CAN2. The record is from RefSeq and is a predicted model, not a curated record. Gene Ontology annotation, cellular component: cytoplasm. Lineage: Eukaryota; Viridiplantae; Streptophyta; Magnoliopsida; Poales; Poaceae.
UUCACUACGCUCCAUGGGCUAGAAUCUCUCUCUGCCAUCAUCACACUUCACAGUUCAGAGAGAGAAAAGAAGCAGCAGAGAGCUACAAGAAGAAGAGCUAGAAGGAGGAGGGGGAAUCCAUGGGGAACAUCCUGAAGUGCUUCAGGGGAGACGAAGAAGAAGACCACUACCCCUACUACCAUCCAGGCUCCAGGCCCCACUACCCCCAGCAGCAGCAGCAGCAGCAAGCUGAUGGCCAUGGAGUCGCCUCCCUGGCGCACGACCUCCUCAACUUUGAGAGCGCGUCCAUGGUUCCUGAAGGGCUCAAGCAGCAUGUUACGGCGUCCAAGAAAGCACAGAUUAAAUGGUACCAGAAUAUGUUGGAGGCAUAUAAGAAUGCCAGAACCCCACCGAGAACACCGGAAGAGGCUGCACAACUAGUUGUAUCAGCCCUAAACUGGAUCCAGAGAGCUGAUUUGGAGGGUAUCCUCGAGUUCUACAACUUCCCCAUCCCAUCGCUACCUGCAGCAUCCUCAAACCACCGUCCAUCCUCGCUGCCAGAGGGUGUGCAGUUUGUCUUGAACACUUUACCGGUUCAUAACCAAAACAUUGGAGAUGGCGAUGGCUUUACCGCUUAUGUUGCCACAACCGAUCCGAGGGAGUCUGGGAAUGUUCCUAUAGAAGUACAUGAGAUGGUGAUUGCGAGGACUGAAGCACGCAAUCGUAGGGAUUACAAGAGUGCCGAUGCACUUCAAAGUAGACUUAAAGAAGCUGGAUACAAGAUAAUCGUCUGUUCAGACGAAGAGAUCCUAGCAAGGAAAUACCGAAUCAGAAUGAGGGGAAUUGAUGCACCAGAGCUUAAGAUGACAUAUGGGAAGGAAUCAAAGAGUGCUUUGGUGAAGCUCAUUGGUGGGAAAAGAACCACAAUUCAUGUGUAUGGGCAGGACCAGUUUGAUCGCUACGUUGGUGAUGUCUAUUGCAAUGGUGUGUUCAUCCAGGAGAAAAUGCUGAAGAAUGGUCACGCAUGGCAUUUUACGACCUACGACAAGCGCCCAGAGUUUGCUAAAUGGGAGAGAGAGGCAAGAGCUGCACAGCGAGGGCUCUUUGCCUCACUCAACCCUGAGAAGCCGUGGGACUGGCGAAGAGAGCAGCGCAACGGUGGCAUUCAGGUCUACUAAUGGCUCCAUCCAUGUCUCGAACUAAUGGUCAGAAAGGCAGAACCGCCAAAAACAAUUUUGCAGGGUAACAUACAUAAAAUUUCAGGAAGACUGAGUAAUGUAGGAAGCAGCAUAAGAGUAUGAUUCAACUACAUAGUUGGGGUGAUCAGCUUCUUCCCAAGUACUGAGGAUAAAGAAUGCAGGUCAUGGCCAUCCAUAAUUGCACAUUCUGAAUAUUCAGGAAAAGACAAUUCCACAUUCUUACCUUUAUAUAUAUACAGUAUUUAUAGAAACGGUUCUUGGCUGAAUGAAGGGACGACUCAAAUCAAAUACGGAGGAGUAACUUACAGCUGCU